GGUCCUUCCUUCAGUCUUCGGAGGCGAAAGCCAAUCAAUGCAUUCAAUUAUCUCGUCUCUACCUUGAAGACCAAGUAUGAACAAGAACAACCAAUCCUCUUCCUAGCAGUAAUUCUCGAACCAACAGUGACUCCACUAAAACAAACUUAUGCAACACACACGCGCAAACCCGCAACUGCGAAGUCAAUAAGGGGAUCCUCUCACAUUCUCGCUUUCAUUGCAAACUUUCAAACAAUACUUAGACGGUGGUUUUUCCUAUUUUGUCACUCUUCACGCUCUUUCUUCCCGAAAUUCUUGUCUGAAUUUUCGGUGUCUGUGGAAAUUAUCUCUUCCUGUCAGUCCAAUCGGCUAUCCAAAUCCUGCGCAGAUAUUUUCCCUCAUUCUAUUGGGAAAUUCCGGGACUUGUGUUCGCAGGAGUUAGAUGUUGAAUGAGACGGAGAAGGUGAGGUGGGACUGACUUGUAUGGAUAAUCUUUGUUGCUUCAACUCUGUUUCUAAGGUUCUUGGAGGGCGUUCUUCAUGUAGCUCUGGCAAGGGCAGAAGCCAUCAGGGCCCAGUCAAGUAUGGCUUUUGCCUUGUAAAAGGGAAAGCAAGCCACCCAAUGGAGGACUAUCAUGUAGCAAAAUUUGUCCAGUUCAGAGGACAUGAGAUUGGGCUUUUUGCUGUAUACGAUGGGCACUUGGGAGACAGUGUACCAGCCUAUCUACAAGAAAAUCUCUUUUCUAAUAUAUUGAAAGAUGAGGACUUCUGGACUGAUCCGAACAGGUCAAUUGCGAAAGCCUAUCAGGCAACAGAUCAGGCAAUUCUAUCUCACAGCGCUGAUCUGGGGCGAGGUGGAUCAACUGCAGUGACUGCAAUUCUUUUAAACAAUCAGAAAUUAUGGAUAGCCAAUGUUGGAGAUUCACGAGCAGUUAUGUCAAGGGGUGGGUUGGCCAUACAAAUGAGUAUUGAUCAUGAGCCUAACACUGAGCGGGACAGUAUUGAGGACAGAGGUGGCUUUGUCUCAAACUUGCCAGGAGAUGUCGCAAGAGUGAAUGGCCAGCUUGCAGUUUCUCGAGCAUUUGGGGACAAAAACCUAAAAUCACACUUGCGAUCUGACCCCGACAUACAGCAUGUUGAUAUUUAUUCAGAUACCGAGCUUUUGAUCCUCGCAAGUGAUGGCCUAUGGAAGGUUAUGGCAAAUCAAGAGGCCGUUGAUAUUGCAAGAAAGACCAAGGAUCCACAAAAGGCAGCGAAACAACUAGUCGCCCAGGCGCUGAAGCUAGAGAGCAAGGACGAUAUCUCCUGCAUUGUUGUUCGUUUCAAGGGAUGAAAAAGAGAUAGAGAGAGGUUUAAAUAAUAAUCUCUCAAUUUCAGGGUAUAGAAAAUGAAAACUUCUCAUUUCAUGGAUGCAAUUCCAUAAUCUAGUUUGGAGAUCUCAUGGUAAUCCUGUUACCAACUUAGAGCUUUCUGCAAGACAGGUUUUCCUCUCCCUAUUCUCCCUUUGUAAAAUUGACGUUAGGUGGUGUCAUUUUAUUAUUUCUAGUUUUCUCCUCCUCUAUAUGUAGAUUCAUGCCAUUAUUUUUCCUCUGUAAUUUGCACUAUGAUUUGGAGCAGUGUGAAGAUAACCAUAAUAGCCUUUCAUUUGAUUUAUAAACCACCAUGUUUAUGAUAUAAUUCACAUGGCCCUUGCAUGCUGUAAA
Neltuma alba is the source of this 1681-nucleotide messenger RNA. RefSeq names its product probable protein phosphatase 2C 9. Bases 463 to 1311 code for a protein of 282 amino acids. The transcript is spliced from 6 exons. Gene Ontology annotation, biological process: protein dephosphorylation. The record is from RefSeq and is a predicted model, not a curated record. NCBI's taxonomy places the organism in Eukaryota, Viridiplantae, Streptophyta, Magnoliopsida, Fabales, Fabaceae. Gene Ontology annotation, molecular function: protein serine/threonine phosphatase activity.